Molecule: messenger RNA, 999 nt
Organism: Aspergillus versicolor CBS 583.65
Lineage: Eukaryota; Fungi; Ascomycota; Eurotiomycetes; Eurotiales; Aspergillaceae
Product: phytanoyl-CoA dioxygenase family protein
Exons: 3
Coding region: 1-999 (332 amino acids)
Source: RefSeq, a predicted model, not a curated record
AUGUCUAACACAGUCACUGAAACACCGUCAGUCAACUUGCGUGCGUACGGCGGGCAGUUGGAAAAUGUGAAGCCACUCCCGGCGUUCGCUCCGGAUACUCCAAUCGAAGAGUUAAGGAAGAGAUACGAGGAAGAUGGUGUAUUAUGGAUCAAAGGCCUUAUUAGCCGCAAAGUUGUCAACCAAUUCCGAAAAGACUACUUCAGCUUCAUGAACCGAGGCUGCGAGAUGCUGAAGCCAAAUACAGAUCCGGAGGAGGGUAUAUUUUCAGGGAACGACUGGAGGAACUAUGUUCUGCCUGGGGGAACUCGGCUGGCGAUAGGGUUGAAGGACGAGGGCCCGUUCGUGGACAACGCUAUCGCAAGCCACGUCGCGCCAUUUUACAUGCAAUUUAAGGAUGUGAUCGCAAAAGACAUCGAGGCAUUCGCAUCUAAGCUCUGCGGGUUCCAAGACUCGUGGUGUUUGCCUCGCUCGCUGCUGCGGUGUGCUGUUCCUGGCGCUGAAUCGACGCCUGUUCACUACGAUCAGAUCUUUCUGAGGGCUGCGCCGCCUACCAGUAUCACGGUGUGGGUGCCCAUAGGAAAUAUUGAGGUCGAAGGAGGGGGUUUGAUCUAUCUCAACGGCUCGCAGGAUAUCGGCCGUAAAUAUGAAGAGGACUUUUCGCGACAGAACGAGACUCUAAGUGACGCGGACAAGAUAUCGGCUGUUAACAAGAAUAUGAACGCAGGCGGAUGGUUAGACAGGAAUUUGUCUAAAUUUGGCAAAUACUGGGGACGCGACUGGCUAGUGGGUGCAUACGAAGCAGGAGAUGUUGUCCUUCACAACCCCUUUAUGGUCCAUGCUGGCGCCAUUAAUGAAUCCAAGACAGGACGCAUCAGGGUAUCGACAGACCUCCGGUUUGUGGAUAAGUCCAAACCUUACGAUGGAAGAUGGACUGUCACGGCGUUCAGUGACGACGACUCUAACCUGGCACGCAAGAUCAAUAGGAAGCCAGCUGCAUGA